Trichoderma virens Gv29-8 is the source of this 1248-nucleotide messenger RNA. RefSeq lists its product as uncharacterized. The record is from RefSeq and is a predicted model, not a curated record. The transcript is spliced from 2 exons. Bases 1 to 1152 code for a protein of 383 amino acids. Lineage: Eukaryota; Fungi; Ascomycota; Sordariomycetes; Hypocreales; Hypocreaceae.
AUGGUCAAGAUGCAGAAUCUACCGACCUCGCUCGCACUGCUGGUCUCUUCCCUCCUUUUCGCGUCGACCUCCUCGGCUCUGCACAUCAGACCUCGACAAGCCGAUGCUCUGCCCACGCCAAUCGCCCAUCUCUCCAAUGCUGCAGCCGCGGCCGUCAUCACGCCUGGUCCCUCUCUGGAUAUCGUUGGCGAGCUGAAGUUUGCACGCGCACUUCCUACUAUCCCUGCGUGUGCCACUUCGUGCGUUGCCUCCGCCGUCACCAAAUCGACAAACUGCAAGUUGGGCGACACUCUAUGCGAAUGUAACCAUGCGACCAUCAUCAACAACGGCGCGGCGUCUUGUGUCCAGAGUGCCUGUGGAUAUGUUGGUGCUGUCCAGGCUCAGGUGGCGGGAGAGGAGCUGUGUAUAAGUGUGCUUGCCGGAAAUAUUCCUAGUAGUCUUUUGUCUACUCCUACCGACAACAACAACGUCCCUGGUCAAACGGGUGUUUCCUCGCCAAGCCCGAGUAGUGGGUCGAAUGGCGGAUCGAGUGGCGGGUCCAACGGAGGUUCAAACGGAGGAUCUAAUGGAGGCUCAUCCGGAGGAUCUUCAGGUUCAUCAGGAUCUUCGGGGUCAUCUGGCUCAUCUGGCUCAUCCGGCUCAACAUUCCACAAGCCCAGCAAGAGACUCUCCAAGGGGGCCAUUGCCGGUAUUGUCGUUGGUGUUGUCGUAGGUAUUGGUGGCGCAGCCGCAGCCAUCUGGAAGUUCUGCCUGAACAAAAUGAAAGGAGGAAGCACACCACCACCCGCCGGAGUCGAUCCAGCACCUAUAGCUGCACCAGCUGCUGCUGCACCCGUCGUUGUCGCCCCUGUUGAAACGGCACAAGUCUCUCCCGUCGAACCUUUCAAGCCAUCGGUGACUCCUCAGACCGUGUCCAGCGUGUCGCCGUUCCAGGGGUCGACUGGUACAACGUCUCCGGUAUAUCCAAACGCCGCCGAGCUGUCCAAUGGACCAUAUCAACAGCCCCCUGCCGCAUACGCGUAUCCUCCGCAUCCAAUGGGGCAGGUAUAUCAUGAAGCUCACGCACAGCCGCCAGAAAUGGCCGGUGACACGCAUUUGCCGCAGGAGUUGCACGGCGGAGGACCAGUGUACGAGAUGGGCACGCAUAAUUAAAGGGUGAAAAAUGGAUGAAUAUACGUAAAUAAUAAACGAGAAAGCUAAUGUAUGUAAUCUAACAAAUGAUAUCCACGUCUAUUUCAAAUUCUAUAU